CCGCCGGUCCCGCUCAACAAGUUCCCCUCGGCGGGGAGCGGGCCGAGGGGACCCCCGGCAGGAGCCCCCGCCGCAGCCCAUGAGGGCAGCGGGGCAGCGCGGCGGCGGCUCGGCGGCUCGGCGGCAGAUGCGCCCCGGCGCUCCGGCGCUGACGCCCGGCUCGCCCCGGCGGCUGGAGGGAGAUGCUCGCCCAGACCGCCGCUUCUGCGUGAGGAAGCACAAGGCACCAUGGUGAGUAAGGAGCCCAGCAAAUGCUUACUCACCGCCUCGGACAGCGACGUGGAGCCCGCGGCUUCCCUGGCGCUGGAGAUGAAAUACGCGCUGGAUCCCAACCGGCAGAUCAAGAAGCGGAACAAAGCCCUGCAGGUGAGGUUCAAGGACAUCUGCGAGGCGCAGAACGAGCAGAGGGACAAGCAGCUCUGCAGCUCCUCCUCGCAGGACCCCGACAAGAGGGAGGCCAAGGCCAUCUCCUACAAGACGGCCUAUCGCAAGUACAUGACGGUGCCGGCCCGCAGGUCCAUCCCCAACGUCACCAAGAGCACAGGAGUCCAGACCUCCCCCGAUCUCAAAAAGUGCUACCAGACCUUCCCUCUGGACCGGAAAAAAGGGAAUAUUCUGAAAAGCGCCUCAACCGUGGACACGUUACCGAGCGAGAACAACGGCUUCCUGCUGGAGGUGAAGGACAGGGAGGGCCAGGCCAGGAAGGCCGGCAGCCUGCAGACGGCCGAGUUCAUCUCCCACAUCUCCGAGCGCGCCGCGCAGCACGGCGGCGCCGAGGCCUGGGAAAGCAGCGAUUUGCACACUUCUCCCACAGAACCUCCUGCUGCUGCUGCUGCUGCUGCUGCGGCCGACCUGGCCGAGGAGGAGCCGGCGCGGGGCAGAGCGAGCGACGAGGCCGCGCAGCCGCUGCACGGGAGGCUCUUCAAGACCGAGGUGGCGGCCGUUUACCUGCCGGCCUCGCGGGCAGAGCCCGGCCUGGGCCGCUGGGGGCUGAGCCCCGACGAGGACGACAAGAGGACGGUGCAGCUGAACGGGGUGCAGCCCCCCCAGGGCGGCGAGCAGAGCCUGCAGGUCAACGUGGCGCCCCUGGGGGAAGGCCAGCCCUGCCGCGCGGCCGUGGCCGUCAGCCAGGAGUGCCAACAAAUCGUGCCUCACACCGAAGUUGUGGACUUGAAAGCGCAGCUUCAGAUGAUGGAGAACCUGAUCAGCUCUAGUCAGGAGACCAUCAAAGUCUUGUUGGGUGUUAUACAGGAGCUAGAGAAGGGCGAAGCUCACAGGGAAGGGCUUUCCUAUCGGACUGGCCAGGACACAGCCAAUUGUGACACGUGCAGGAACAGUGCAUGCAUUAUCUACAGUGUGGAAUUGGAUUUUAAACAGCAAGAAGAUAAACUACAGCCAGUUUUGAGAAAACUUCAUCCUAUUGAGGAAACUCAGGUUGCACCUUUGCCUUAUUCUCAGGAGAGCUACUCCUCCACUCCCAAGCAAAAAUCCAAAACUGAAUCAAAAAAGCAUGGAAGAUGGAAACUCUGGUUCCUUUAACCCAAGUCCAUGAGGUGUGGAGUUCAAGGCCUUCUCUGACAAGUGUCUGGAGCUGUGCCCACCAGCCCUGAGGGUGUGGUGGAAGGAGGAGUGUCCUGGGCGAGGGCAGCGUGCAGCUCUCACCGUGGGCACCAACUGCAGUGAGGGACUGGUGCCCAGGAGCACAGGCUGGGGAACCCCUGCCCACCUCCACCUGCAGCUUGCCAGUGUGGGAUGUAAAAGCUGAAUGGGAAUUUGGACCAAGAUGGGAAGUAAAACUGUUUCCCCCCUUGUCAGGUCUGAGAGUCGUGCUCUGACCCGUUAAACCGGGAUCCUGCCCCACGGGAAUGGUCAAAGGCUGCUGGGGGCCUGGGGUGUUGUCUCUGGACAACAAGCAGGGGGAAGAACAAGCAGCAAGCCUUAUGUUGGCAGUGGUGUUGAGUUUUACAGCUCCAUGUUGAUUGGGGAGUGCAGUUUUCAGCACAGAAUUCCUGGACAAAGCACAAUUUUCUCAUGUCCGAGACGUGACUGUGGCGUGUUCUCUGCCUCCAUGCGAUGUACACUCCCACAUUUCAGCAUCAUCUCUGGUUCAGCUGUGUCCUCACCACCAGAACCACCACUGCUGCUCAGCCCCAGCAGGGGAGCAGCCAGAAACCUCCCAAAAAUCCAGCCCAGCCUUUAAAAGCACCUCCAGCUCACAGGGUCCAUGGGACAACCCCUCUGCAUCACCCUGGAAAGGUCUAAACAACACAGAACAAACCCAGCCCCAUCCCAAUCUGGAUUGCUGGCACUCGCCAGGGGUUAGUUUUUUUUCUAACAGUCUUUGGAAAAACCUCUCCACUACUGCAGAAGGCACUGGGAGAUGUUGAGGAUGCAGCACUGCUUGGAAGGAUGUGAAAUUGGAAACGUUAUUUAUUUAUUUAUUAAGCUUCUCAGAUGGGUUUCCCAGCUUAUUAUAAUUUAUAUCUCGAUCUAUUAAUUGUACUCAGUAAUUGAAACACUUAAGGGAGAGAUGGGAAUCAGAUAUUUCCUAAUUUGGUUUGGGUUUGGUUUUUUUUUUAAAUGGCACUUAAAAUUUUGUUCUGACUUAUAAACUGCAACUUUUCCUUUAAGUAUUUGGUACUGUCAUUAAACUUGCAUCUAAAAUGAUCAUUGGUGGAAAAAUUCCUCAUGCUAGAAGUGGCCAGGGAGUGGGAAUCUUGUCUUUUGUUUUGGUUUGGGAUUGUUUCCACAAGGAUUUCAGAUAAUUUGAGUGUCAUGUGCCCAACUGGGUCAGAAAUUGCAUCCCCUAUAGCAGCAGGAAAUUCUUCAGCCUUUAGGUGCAUCAUCAUUAAUCUGCACAUACUAAAAAUUUAGGGAAGUGUUUUUCUUUUACACUGUUUCUCCUCUUAGCUCAGCAUCCAGUUUGUUCCCAAGAGAAAACUGGAGGAAAACAAGUUAAUUUUUUUCCCCCCAAAGAACAAGAAAAGCAAGUGAAAAUAGGAAUAGAAAUGCAGAAGAUGCCUAUGGCCAGCUCAAUAUUUGCAGUAAACCUUCAAGAGGGCUAUGAGCUCUUGCACAGAAGCAAAUCCUGAAAUCCUCAGGUGGGAGUUGAAGGAUUAGGAAGGUGAUCCUGUACACCAGGAAGGAAGUGCCAUUGUUUCAUGUGGAAAAACCCAUGUUUCAUGUAUUUUAUAUUGUUUUUAACUAAAAUAUAGAACUGUUUACAAGACAGCCCACAUGACAUGGCUUAGAAUAUUUCCUAACAAAAAAAAAAAAUACCUUUUUUCUUCUAAGCAGAAAGGAAUCUCAAACAUGGACAGAAGGAAAAUACAGUAUUCAUGAUGAAAAUCCCAUUAAUGACUAAUGCACUCCUCCAUGCUAACAGUGUUUGGGGUUUUUGAAAGAAAUUAAACCAAGCAUCUCUCUGUGGCAAUCAGUUCCCAAAUCCUCAGUGCCAGCCCUCAGCAGCUUUGUGUGAGCAGGGAGCCUGCCUCAACCCUGGCUGUGCUUCCUGACUGAUCCAGAGCUCCUGGAUCACGGCACAAGAGGGAGGAAACUCCAGCUGGAAAAACAAAGAGCUCCAAGGGAAAGUUCUCACGGCGUGUUCUGUACAUGUCCAGGCUAUUUUCUUAACAAGUUGCAAAUUUUUAAUUUUUUACAUUUUUUUAAACCUGGGGAAAGCUGACAUUAACCAUAGAGUCUUGCUUCCAACUGACAUCUGGUGUUCUCUGGUCCCCUCCGAUGUACUUUGUAAUAAAAUGUUUUUGCAAGUGUGUAAAAUGUAUCAUAAUUGUAUUGCCUUUAGAAUCACUCAGGCUCAGGUUAGAUAGACACCAAGAGAAAAAAAAAUCCUAAUUCUUUAGAGCUUUUAGUUCAAUGUGACAGAGCUUUUUCACCCUCUUGUAGAAGAUCUUGGAGGUUCUAACGAGGAAAAUGUGUUUUUAUUUUCAAUGUGGCUUUGCUGGAUUCACUGGCAAUCCCUGCACUUCAUACACUCAUUUUCUAGCUGCACUUCUCCCAUCUCCUGCUUCAAAAUACUUUUUAGCCAAUAAAUACUGCAGUGAUUUUAUAUCCCUUGCUCUUUGCUGAGUCCUUAUAAUUUCCACACAGCACAGUUGCAUUCUUUGGUUCAGAACUGUGAGGAAAACACUGUUCCUAUGAGUAGCACUUGGCUUUCUAAAGAUUAAAACAAAAAUAACUGUAAAAAUACUUUUAAAAAAACAGGAUAAACUGAAAAAGGAAAUGUUAUUAUUAAAACUGGAAAGUCCCACCAUGGGUACAAAGUGUUUGCUUUUUCUUGCCUAAAAUGCAAAAUUUUUGUCCAUGCCUUUAAUUCCACUUGAUGUUUUAAAGGUUAAAUCACUUUUUCCAAUCAAAUAAGGUAAUUUUUCAUGAACUUCCCAACCAAGUCAGCUGUUAGAUUAUACCAGGACCUGUGUAUUACCACAUAUUAUAUACUGCUGCUGGAAUUGAGCUGGAAUUGAACCAGACUGCCACUAAAAA
Molecule: messenger RNA, 4503 nt
Organism: Oenanthe melanoleuca
Lineage: Eukaryota; Metazoa; Chordata; Aves; Passeriformes; Muscicapidae
Gene: INSYN2A
Product: inhibitory synaptic factor 2A
Exons: 4
Coding region: 229-1539 (436 amino acids)
Biological process (GO): inhibitory postsynaptic potential
Cellular component (GO): postsynaptic density
Source: RefSeq, a predicted model, not a curated record